AGACAUAUGUGUGCGUGUAUGUGCGACCAGAAGAGGGCAAGGGAAGAACAAACCCUAAACAACACAAAUCAAUCAAAUUGAAAGGGGAUUUGGGGUCUAGUUGAAUGCAUGAGAUAAGAAUGGUGAUCACCUAAGUGUUUCUUGUAUCAAGCACAAAGAAGGAAGAAGGCGCAAGUCACUCAAAGGCACAACCAUCACAAGAUCGCGAUGGCCGAUAGGGUAAAUGCGAAUGAGGACGAUGAAGCACGCCGAAAUGAAAUAAAAGCUAUGGUUGUGGAAGAAGUAAUGAAAGCAAUUGAGGCUAGUAUUCCCCGACUAGCUCAAGAAGUCGAAGGGCAAGUAUUGGAAAUAAUUAAUACCUCGGUAACGUCCAAGGUAGAAGAAUUGAAAGAAAUGAUUAGCGAAUUGCAAGUGAAGAAAAGCUUUCGGCGAUGCACGUACAAGGAGUUCAUGGCAUGCAACCCCUUACCAUACAAAGGGGAAGUUGAUCCGAUAGCUUGUCAAAGGUGGAUUUCCAGUACCGAGGCAGUGUUUACACGAAGUAGAUGUGAAGCGGAGGAUCAAGUAAUGUUUGCCACGGGCCUUCUACAACUUCGAGCAAAAGAUUGGUGGGACGCAUACUCGAAGGAAUUGGGGGAUGAUAAGGUACGAUCGUUGACAUGGCAAGAAUUCAAGGAGUCAUUUCUGAAAUAUUAUAGCCCACAAUCCGCAAUCGAUAAGAUUCAGGAAGACUUCUUACGUCUCAGACAAAAGGAUGAAACGAUUGAUGAGAUAACAAACAAGUUCCUUGAGAUGGUGAAGUUCUGUGAGGAAAUAGCGGGGACUGAGAGGCAAAGGAUUGUACAUUACCAUGCUAUGUUAAAGGCUGAAUAUCGGGAAUUUGUGAACCCCUCCAAGUGUGCGACGUUAAAUGAACUAAUUGAGCGGGCAAGGGACAGGGAAAUUGAGAUAAAAAGGCAGGUUGAACGGGGAGAGAAAAGGGUAGCGGAGAAGCCUACCAAUGCAAGUCCAACGAAAAAGACAAGAUAUCAAAACCAAAGCAAGAAAGGGAAAGCAAGUAGCGAGAUUCCGACUUGCAAGACGUGUGGGAAGCAUCAUUCGGGUGAAUGUUUGUCGGGAAAGAAGGGAUGCUACAAAUGUGGACGAGAAGGACAUCCGUUUUAUAGGUGCCCCAAAAACUCAAAGGCGUGUUACAAUUGUAAUGAAACGGGGCACAUUAAAGCGGAAUGUCCAAAACUCCAACAAGGGACAAAGAGAGAUGGAAAGAAGGAUGAGCCCCCCAAGGCUCGCGGAAGGAUGUUUCAGUUAACCUCGGAUGAAGCCAAAGCUAGCCCGGACGUGGUUUCAGGCACAAAGAAGGAAGAAGGCGCAAGUCACUCAAAGGCACAACCAUCACAAGAUCGCGGUAAAUCUCAUGCUUGAUUGCGGCGCAUUCGGAGCGAACACACAAUUGUCGACCUUUACACGCUUUCGGUUCGUGUUGUUGAUUAUGAAUGGGUCAAAAACUUCGUUUUGUCAUAUGAUGUUAAAUUGUGUCUAGUAUGUUAGUAAGUAGCUAGAACUUCUAAAUCUUUUGGUAUAUUUUGUACAAAAUUGUUCAUGGUGAACCUUAUGGUCACAACUUUGUGGUUUUGAAAGUGUCGUAGUAUUAAUAGUAAUGGUAUUGUUAAAAACAGGGAAAAGGUUAAAUUUUCGAACGGGUCAUGUCAAAUUUUUUUAGAAAUUGUAUAAAGUUAUGUUAUACAUCAA
This is a messenger RNA of Helianthus annuus (common sunflower), 1749 nucleotides long. RefSeq lists its product as uncharacterized. The record is from RefSeq and is a predicted model, not a curated record. Lineage: Eukaryota; Viridiplantae; Streptophyta; Magnoliopsida; Asterales; Asteraceae. Gene Ontology annotation, molecular function: nucleic acid binding; zinc ion binding. The transcript has 5 exons. The coding region runs from base 208 to 1422 and encodes 404 amino acids.